Leishmania mexicana MHOM/GT/2001/U1103 is the source of this 3354-nucleotide messenger RNA. Its product is annotated as putative OSM3-like kinesin. Bases 1 to 3354 code for a protein of 1117 amino acids. Gene Ontology annotation, molecular function: microtubule binding; ATP binding; microtubule motor activity. NCBI's taxonomy places the organism in Eukaryota, Euglenozoa, Kinetoplastea, Trypanosomatida, Trypanosomatidae. The record is from RefSeq and is a predicted model, not a curated record. Gene Ontology annotation, biological process: microtubule-based movement. The transcript has a single exon.
AUGGUCAAAGCGAACUCCGGGGCGGAGAACAUCCGCGUCGUCAUCCGCUGCCGCGACAUCCUCCCGUACGAGGCGGAGCGCGGCGACAAGGCGCUCGUUCGGCUCGAUCUGGCAACGAACCAGGUGGUGGUGCAGCACCCCAUCGGCGACGCCGAUGUGUUUGCCUUCGACGCCGUUUACAACAACUCCUUCACCCAGCGCGACAUCUUCCUGCAGGAGGUGCAGCCUCUGGCGGAUGCGGUGCUGCAAGGCUACAACGCUACCGUCUUCGCCUACGGUCAAUCCGGGUCUGGUAAGACGCACACGAUGACAGGUAAGCUGAGCCAGCGGAACAUGUGGGGUAUGAUGCCGCAGGUAGUUGACUACCUCUUCUCCGAGAUCAAGAAGCUCACGUCGUCCACGAAGACCUUCAAGGUGAAGGUGUCCUACGUGGAGCUAUACAACGGCAAGUCGCGCGACUUGCUCUCCUCAAAGCAGGUUAACCUGGAGAUCAAGCAGAAUACGUCCAAGAACUUCUACGUGAAGGGUGCAGAGAUGCCAGAGGUGACCAGCUUCGAGGAUGCCAUCAAAUGGUUCAACGCCGGUACGGAGAGGCGACAGACGGCCUCGACCGACCUCAAUGACACAAGCAGCCGCAGUCACUCACUCUUCACAGUGCAGAUUGAGCACUUCGACUUCGAGAACGACCCGAGCUCGCCGAUCGUCAUGACGAGCAAGAUCAAUGUGGUCGAUUUGGCCGGGUCGGAGAAGCUCAGCAAGACGAACGCGACUGGCGAGACGGCAAAAGAAGGCUGCAACAUCAAUCUGUCCCUGUCCGCACUGGCCACGGUGAUCGACACCAUCGUGAAGGGGGCAAAGCACAUUCCGUACCGCGGCUCGCCGCUGACGAUGCUGCUGAAGGAUUCCUUGGGGGGUAAUGCCAAGACAGUCAUGUUCGCAAACGUCGGCCCCUCCGAUAAGAAUCUGUCCGAGACGAUCUCGACGCUCCGGUUCGCGCUGCGCGCGAAGCAGAUCGAAAACAAGCCCAUCAAGAACAUGGACCCAAAGGAUGCCCGCAUCCAGGACCUGAUGGAGCAGAUCGACGAGCUUAAGAAGCGGCUGGGUAACGUAGACCUCAACGUGGAGGACAGCCUGCGCCAGCGCAUCGAGGAGCUCGAGGUCGAGAACUCUGACCUUCGCGGCGGCAGCGAGAAGAACAACAUCGAGCUUGAGGAGCGGAACCGUUUCCUGCUGGCUCAGAUCGAGGAGAAAGAGAAGGAGGUGGUGGAGCGGCAGCACGAGAUUCGCAAAGAGAUGGAGCGGCGCGAGCUUGUGGAGUCGAACCUGUCGAACGAGUUCAGCCGGCUGCGCGAUCUGCGUCUUGCCAACGUCAACUUCCUCAAGCGUGUGUGCACCGAUGAGCAGCUGGAGCAGAUCCGGAUGCACAUGUCGCCUGAGAAGGCAGCCAAGAAAAAAUCAGACGAGUGGGACGUGAAAGAGAUCGGCUUCUAUCUCAAUGGCUUUGCUGAGCAGUACGAGCAGUGGCGGAAGGUGACGUAUACGCAGGAGGACAUGGAGAAGUACGCUCGACGCGCGAUGGCGGAGCUGGAGAGACAGACGCAGCGCCAGCUGAACGACGCCGCGCAUGCGAAGGAGGACUUGCAGCGUCAGCGGGACGAGGAGGCGGCGCGCCGCACCGCGGAGCAAGGCGCCACGUCGCAGCUCAAGGUAGAUCUCAACGCCUUGCGCGAGGAGAACGUCAAGUUGCGGGAGAAGAUCGAACGUGACCAAGAGAAGAUCAAGGUGAAGCUCGCCAAGGCGAAGGAUGAGAUGAAGGCGCUGCAGGAUCAGGUCGAGUCGGAAAAGUCGAAAGUCACUGAGAAGGAGCGUGAAGUAAAGCGACUGCGGAUGAUGCUUGAGGAGCAGGGGGGUGCUAGCGUAGUUAGCGCCGCCGGCGGCCCGCGCAGGUCGCUCAGCGCUCCUGGGCAAGACUCAACGGAGUGGGCCAACGGAGAGGAGCGCGCUCUCGUGAUGCGUGAGUUAGAGAUGGCGCGCCACGCCAAGUCUGUGCUGGAAAACCGCAUUAAGGAGGCGAGCGUCUCGCUGCGCCGCUUCGGCGUCUGCAUCGCCGACCCGCAGAGCCUCGAAGGCGCAGAGGCGACCACCGCGAACGAGGUGCAGGCGUUUGUGCUGGCGGCGACCGAGGAGGAGCCGGUCGACGGUGACGUCGUAGCGCAGCUGCAGCAGCAGCUACGCACCAAGCAGCGUCUCGCAGAGCUCAUGCACCAGCACCAGAUGCGGCUCAAUGACAUGAUCUGCAAGUACGAACUUCUCAAGACCGGCCAUGUUACAGCAUACUCGGCGGCGACAGGUAGCACGGCCGCUGGUACUGUCUCUGCGGGUGCCGCCCACGGGAUACCGGCCGAUAUGAACGGCAUCGGCGGCAUCGAUGAAGCCACCGCAAACCAGGUGAAAGAGCUGCUGCAGCGCAAGGAGGACCAGGUGGAGGCGAUGCGGCUGGAGAAGGACCAGGCCUGCGACAAGCUCGUCAAAAAGCUGAACAAGUCGGAGCGCAAGCUGCGGGAGCUUGAGUCUAUGUUGGAGGAGGAGCGCACGCAGUUCACCGAGGAGAAGACCGAGAUGACGACGGAGGUGGCCGAGCUGCAUAGCUACAACCAGCAGCUCGCCCUCGAGCUCGAGAACGUGCGCAGCCAACUCGAGUUCGUCAAGGCGGAGACGGCGAGCGCCGUACGCGCCAAGGAAAGCGAGGUGGACUACUACAAGACCCAGGUGGAGGAGGCGAACCAGCGCCUCGACGACAUCCGCAACACCGCCGCCGAGUUCGAGGAGCAGCGCAAGAGCUACCAGAGGCUGCAGGAGCAAGUGGCGCGAACCGAAGACGCCCUCGCCAUCAAGAACGAGGAACUUGAGAGCAACCGCCAGAUGGUGCAGUGGUCCAACCGGCAGCUCGAGAAGGAGAAGCAGAAGAAUGAGGAACUGGAGCAGGCGCUGCAGGACAAGCAGCUGGAGCUGCGCCAGCAGGAGCAGAACUUCCAUGCAGAAAUGGCGGAUCGUUUGAACGCACUGGCUGCCAGCAACAACCGCCGUCUGGCGGAGAACGCCGCGCAAUGUGAGGAACGCAUCAACGAAGAGCGCAUGAAGGAAAAGGCGCUGCAGAAGAAGAUCAAGAACGCCAAAACGACAGCCAGCAAGGCUGCACAGCGCUACGACGAGAUGAUCCUGGAGAACGAGGCGCUGCUGUCGAAGCUGGAGGAGCUGAAGGUGGCCUCGAUGAAGAUGUACCUUGAGCGGCAGGAGUCCCAGCGCGAGCAAGACUACCGGCCGGGCAACACCAUUCGCUCGCGCGGGCUUUGA